Messenger RNA from Achroia grisella, 1701 nucleotides. Its product is annotated as malate dehydrogenase, mitochondrial-like. Gene Ontology annotation, molecular function: L-malate dehydrogenase (NAD+) activity. The coding region runs from base 94 to 1569 and encodes 491 amino acids. NCBI's taxonomy places the organism in Eukaryota, Metazoa, Arthropoda, Insecta, Lepidoptera, Pyralidae. Gene Ontology annotation, biological process: tricarboxylic acid cycle. Gene Ontology annotation, cellular component: mitochondrion; cytoplasm. The record is from RefSeq and is a predicted model, not a curated record. The transcript has 7 exons.
AUAAUAAUAACACAAAAGUCAAAUUAUAUUUCACGACAGCAACAAAAAUUACCAAGAAAGUAUAUUUAGAAAUAAAAGCAAUAGAAAAAAACAAUGAUUCGAUUAGAUAUACUCGUUGUGCAGAAAACUAAAUAUUUAUGGUCAAACUUGUGGACAACCGAGACAAAUAAUUACAUAAAUCAUAGCAUAUUUACACGAUGGUAUGGAAUGAAAUCUGACAAAGAUAGAUGUAGGAGAGCUGUUGUAGAUAUCCCGCCGGAUGCAGAUCCUGACUGCCCCCAACCUUGCAUAAGACAAAAGAAACCAAAGAAAGGAAUUUUACACAAGAUCAAACUGAAAGUCAUAGAGGGAGGCACUAAUUUUGGAACGCCAUUUCGGCGGGUGCAAUGUACCCCGAAACCGUGUGAAGAGGUAGUGGUACCAGAGGCGAAAGCGUUACCUCCACCAGAAAAGAAAGUGAUUCCAAUACCUGAACCUCGGCCCGGACUCCAAGUGUCAAUCCUUGGGGCAGAUACAGCUAUAGGGCACUAUGUGGCGUUGCUACUUAAACAAUGCCCUUGUAUUAAAAAACUACGUUUAUACGAAGCGAAGGACACCCAAUAUUCAGACUGUAGCAGAGAUCUAUGCAAGGUGGUUCAAGAUCUACAGCAUAUCGACACUAACUGUAGGGUACAAGCUUUCAGUAGUGCCUGCUACGAAUUGGAACGGUGUCUGCAGAACACUGACAUAGUCCUAAUGCUUGAAAGCGGCUAUUUAAAUGUGGACAUGCCAUUUGAAAAGAGGUUCUGCUGUCAAGCCCCUAUAGUGAAACAUUAUGCAGACGCUAUAGCCAAUGAAUGCCCAAAGGCAUUUAUUAUAGUGUGCGCUACGCCAAUAGACUGCAUGGUUCCUUUGGUCGCUGAGACAUUAAAAGAAACCAGUUGGUACGAUCCCCGUAAACUGCUAGGAUCACUUGCUGUGCCGGAAAUGCGAGCGAGUACACUCGCAGCCCGUGCUCUAUGUCUCGAACCACGCUACACAAGAGUGCCAUGUGUUGGUGGUACUGAGGGGAUGUCUUUGGUGCCUUUGUUCUCUAAAGCCGUCGAAUACUUUGACUUUGCUCAGCACAACGCUCAAAUGAUGACGAACGCAGUACGCGAAGCCCAGCUUGCUGUGACAAGAUGUGAUGGUUCUUGCAUUAAAGCAGCGGAUCUUAGUGAAGCGCACGCUUUAGCUGGCCUGGUAAAAAAGGUUGCGUAUGCACUAAUGUGCCAGGACCUAUCAAGAGUGACAGGGUUCGUCGAAACGGACGCUAGCCAAGUUAUAUCUCCAGCUAGAUACCUCGCUAUUGAUGUUCUACUAAAUGACAAGGGUAUUUGCAAACGAUUCGAUAUCCCCAAACUAAAUUUCUUCGAGAUUAAACUCGUGGACACUGCGUUACAAAAAGUGACGAGUAACGUAGGUCUAGCCCAAAGUUGGUACGAAGAAUACCUGGAAAAUCAAUGCCAGAAGUGUCAGUUUGGGAUGCAGAAACAUUGGUAUUAUCCGAAGGCCUACGAUCGCAUUAAUGAUUGCUCUAUAGAGAUGUGAUGUUUGAUAUUAUACACUAUAUAUAAUCUGUGGUUAGAAAAUUUAAAGACUAAGUGAAAUGUAUAUCCAUUACUCUUUGUGAAGAUUGUUGCUGUUCGUGAGAUAAAAAAAAAUUGAAAAACAAAGUUAUAA